GUAAGUGUUCCCAUCCCCGGUUUCAGGAGCGUUCCAGGGGUUCUCAUCGAGUUUCAGCAGCGUUCCAGGGGGUUUCAAGUGACGUUCUAGGGGUUUUAGGGACAUUCACGGGGAUUUCAGCGACGUGGCUUCAGGGGCGUUUCGGGGAAUUUUAGAAACGUUGCAGGGGUUUUCAUGGGUGCUUCAGGUUGUUUUAGUGGCGUUACAGGGGCUUAAGGGAUAUUCUUGUUGAUUUUAGGAGCGCUCCAGGUGUUUCAAGGGCUUUCAGGUGAUUACAGUGGCGUUUCAGAGGUUUCAAUGAUGUUCCAGGGGUGCUCUCCAAGAUGUCUGGAGUGUUUCAGUAGUUUGAAAGGGGUUCCAGGGGUGUUCCGGGGGUUUAAAGGGUGUUCCAGGAAAUCUCAGUGUGUUUCAGAAGGGUCAAGGUCGUUUCAAAGGUUUUCAAGUACUUUCAGAGGAUUUCCAGGGGAUCUUAGGGCAUCUCUCAAUCCAAUGGAAAUCUUUAGGUAACCCUCCUGUAAUUCCCUGAAAAAUCUUGAUACACCUAGGAAACAUACCUGGAACUCCCCUAAGAAGCACCAUGGAUCAUCUAAAACACAAAGCUUAUACCCUACCAGUCGGCAAAUCACGUACAAUGCAGCCAUUACCAAAACACUCCAACAACCGCAUAAACUUGCUUAGGCAUAGUUGAAUUAUUCCUUCCUUCUUCCCCACAUAGACUCGCAUUCUGACGUGGCAAGCGUCAUUCUCACCUACAAAUGGAAAGUGAUACACUGAAGACGUCUGUUAUCUCACACUUCCUCACUAAAGCUGAUAUCGCUUUGAUUCCUACACUGAAAGACAGCUUGCAGCACUGAUAAGCAUAAAAAUGUUUUCAAAUUUACCAUGGUAAAACGUGAUCAUCGACCAACAAAUGCUUCUUGUGCGCGUUUUGUUUCCUCCUACAUCAACCGGUUCGAUAGCUGAGUGGUAGUGUGCGAGCCUGGUGAUCUCAAGGUUCUUGGUUCGAAUCCGGUUGCCAACAGCAACUUUUUUUAAUUGUAAAUCGGGUCCAUGGUAAAAUUCGAAACAUUAAUCUGUUGAAUUGAAACGAAACUCAGUAUGCACAAAUUUAGUGGCGUUGUGUAUUUGAGUUGACCCUCAUAAUAGUAAUUUCAACCGCAAGCCGUCUUUCAGUGUAGUAUUGUAUAUGUACAGUUGAUCUGGCGAUAGUAGAGUAGCAACUUUGGUCGGUCAAUCAAACUCAACGCUCAACCUCAGCCACAGCUACCCUGUCCAGUGCUAUGUUGCACAAGACUCAGAACUGCAGUUCUCUGGAGUAAACUAGUUUAAUUCAUAAUUCAUCCCCUUAUCGACCAAAUUAAAUAUUACACCACAACCUAAUCUAACCCUUUUUUCUGUUCAUUCACAGGUACAGUGGCAAAAUAUUUACAUAGGCUGUAAAUUACCACCUUCACAAAAAUCGCCAGCUUUCGGAACAAUCCUGGCGACCUCACGUUAGGUCGUUAGGGAACAACCGCAACCGGAUCGGACCGCACUUGGGCCUCGGAACACAGGCAGCAUCCCAGUGACGAUGCAGCGAACGUUCGGUUUGUCACCAGCGAGCCGGGCUGGCGUGUACGAUGGUAAAAUAGCUGGCCUAUAUGACCUGGAGGAAACGCUCGGCUCGGGACACUUUGCGGUGGUCAAGCUUGCCCGGCACGUCUUCACCGGCGAGAAGGUGGCCGUCAAGGUGAUCGACAAAACCAAACUGGACGAAAUCUCGCGGGCGCACCUGUUCCAGGAAGUGCGAUGUAUGAAGCUCGUGCAGCACCCGAACGUGGUUCGGCUGUACGAGGUCAUCGACACCCAAACCAAGCUGUAUCUGAUACUGGAACUGGGCGAUGGGGGAGAUCUGUACGAUUACAUCAUGCGCCACGACAAGGGUCUGACGGAGAACGUGGCUCGGGAGUACUUCCGGCAGAUUGUGCGAGCCAUUUCCUACUGCCAUCAGUUGCAUGUUGUGCACAGGGACUUAAAACCGGAAAACGUAGUAUUCUUCGAAAAACUAGGAGUGGUGAAGUUGACUGAUUUUGGAUUUAGUAAUAAGUUCUGCCCCGGUCAGAAGCUGGAAACUUCCUGCGGCAGUUUAGCGUACUCGGCACCGGAGAUCUUGCUCGGUGAUUCGUACGAUGCCCCGGCAGUUGACGUCUGGUCGCUGGGUGUCAUUUUGUUCAUGCUCGUGUGCGGCCACCCACCGUUCCAGGAGGCAAACGACUCCGAAACGCUCACGAUGAUCAUGGACUGCAAGUACACGAUGCCGGAGCACGUGUCCGGUGGCUGCCGAAGUCUCAUCGGCAACAUGCUGGUGCGGGAGCCGGAAAAACGUGCCACCUUGCAGCAGAUCGCCCAGAAUGAGUGGCUGCUCGAGGGCAGUAUCGAGGAAACGCCCGAGUACCUGCCGCUCGUCAGCCGGGAACAAGUGAGCGAAGAGGAUCACACACUAAUCAUCCAAAAGAUGAUCAACGGAAAAAUAGCUACCAAAGAGGAAAUUUUAGAGGCUCUAGAUCGUAAUGAAUACAAUCAUAUAACGGCGACGUAUUUUCUGCUGGCGGAGCGAAAAUUGCGCGCCCACCGCCAGGAGGAAGCGCAAAAGCGGAAACCGGAGCUGUCGCUACCGGUGUCCAAUUCGUCGAGACUGCAAGGGUUUAAGAAAAACUCCGAGGACGACUCCAAAGAGGACGGUCUACUGCCAAACAAGCUGGGAAUGCAUCUGAGUGUACCCCGCACGCCGGGUACGGAAACUGGACAGACCGGUCGCAACCGGAAGUGCAGUAUCGUACAGGAGGAGGAGGACGACGAGGAUGACGUUACUGGUGCUGGUCACGAGGAACUGUCCACCCCGUUGAACCGCCGGGGCUCCCGUUCGGAGGGCCGACUCAACAUUACCGUACAAGAUCGGAUAGCGGAAUCCGAACGACUGAAACUGGAAGCAAAGAAGCAAGCCGAAGCGAAGGAAAAGGAACUGCUGUUGCAACAGCAACUGAAACAGCAGGAGCAGGAAGCGAAGGAGAAUAGCGCUUCGGGUAUGCUGGGAGGAUUCGGUGGGCUUGGGAACGUGACGCUGAUCACGAGUGAGAAUAGCUGUACCAAAGAAAGACUGGGAAUCGCCGGUGGAGGGUUGCACCGGAAGGUUCCGGAGAUCAAGCGAGGGAUGGAUUUCCCCAAGAAGACGUCCAUUCUGAAGCCACAGGGGAACAUUCGGGGCGGAUCGUUCGACAAAUGUAUUGCUAGUAUUAAGGAUGCGGAGUUGGUCAGUACGAAAAUUAUCUCGGACAGUGCGACCAUAACGAUGCCGCUUACGGUGAACAUUGUGAACACCUCGAGUAUUCCCAAGUACAAAACGAUGCCAUCGCCAACACGGGUCAAUACCAUCCUGAACUCCAAUACCAACUGUUUGAAUGAAAUUUUUGAGGAGGGAACCGAUGUGGGAAGUUCGGAUAGUACGACAACUACCCCUCGGCCGGUAAUUCGAAAUCAGUUCAACGCGCGAGCUCAAAGUCAAGGAGGAAACGGGAACAAUGUUCAUCGGCGGACAAAAUUCAACAAAUCGCGGACGGCUUCCUGCAGCAGUUCGGACGCUUCGGACGAUGACUCGGAAAACAGGAAGAAACGAGCGCACAAAAUCGUAGAUUCCACCGUGAAACCACAAACCCAGCGUCGAGAUUCUCACGAUGACUCGAGCGAUUCGCAAGAUCCGGGCAAUGCUGCGGCACCAUCCAGCACGGGAGCAUGCGUUAGGGCCAUCAUGAGUGGAACUGCUAGCAGUUCUUCCACUAACGAUACUGGUAAUCAACCGAACACGGAAAAGCGGACAUCCGGUAACGGAAAUCGUCAGAAGUCCUCCCAGCAGGUAGACUUUCGACGGCACCGAGGACGGAGAAGGCCCGUUGAAACACGACUACGGGAAAGCCAAUCCCUAAACCGGAUAACCGAGGUCCAGGAAUCUGAAACUUCCCAUUCGGCCGCUGCAGCAGCUGCUGCUGCCGCGGCUGCCGGUGCCAUAUCAUCUUCAACCGUGCCAACAACCGUUGAUCCCAAGCGGGAACAGCUAAGUCAAGUUAUAGCCAGCACCCGACUAGAGUCGGGUAGUCAAGAGGAAGAAGCUUCCUUCGAGGAGUCUAGCAACACUUCAAACCACCCAGCCGAUUACGAGAAUAGCGAAGGCGCAGUAGGCAAUAGCAACACGACCAACAAUGCCGGUAGUACCAGUAGUAGUGGUAGCAGCCAUCCAUGCAAGCCAAAAGGUUUUAGCGCGCGAAUAUUUCACCCCUUUAAGAAGCAGCAUCAUCAUCAUCAUCAUCAGCAACAACAGCCGUCGUCCAAUAGUUCCACGCCCAGUGUGGAUACGCCGGCGGAAGCGGUCAAAGCUGGUGGUAUCGCGACGACUGCCACUGUUCCUUCCGGCGACGAUAUUGAGAUCGUGGUAGAGCUGGCCAAGGCGCUGAACGCUUCGGAGAGCAGUGGCAAGAGCACUAAGAAGAUCAAGAUUCUCGGAAGGUAUUUCCAGGUCCACAAAAAGAUCUACGUUCCACUGUCGGGCCUGUUCCAGCGGGGUCGCCUCUACAAGGCCCAAUCGUGCGGUUCGAUCGUCCGGGAUAAGGUUAACCAAAAUCCAAAUGGCACCGGUGGUGGAAGUCGUUCCGGUGGCGGCGGCGGAACCAACUCCAACGCUCGCCAUUCGACCAUCUUCAACGAGAAGCAUCGGUUCAAGCACUGUCUCAGCGGAACGCGGUUGCUCGGCAGCGACGGCGACAUCAACCACAAUGGGAAUAGUUUUAUGGCCGCAGCGGCAGCCAUGUCCAACGGGAGUGUAUCCCCGGCGGAGCUGGUGGUGGCCACCGGUGGCGCCACCAGUCCGGUCUGUGGCCUGGCAACGGGAGGAGCUAGGCCUACUGCGUCAGUGCCAAUCAAAACCGCGUAGUAGUAGGCGAGUUGUUGAACGUAUCUCAUCAUGUAUGUUUUAAGUACCUUGGCUGUUGAUUAGACAAAUUAGCGCGCGCACCGAGUUCUGCACUGCUCACCACACGGCAUCGUCAUCAACCACCACACUACUAUAAGCGCUUCCAUUUUCAUCUGGUACUUUAGUUCUACGCGUAGAUCUACGCACUACCACAGGCCUGAAUGUUCCUUAGGUGUAGUUUGACUGAUGAUUGUUCGCGUCCAAACUCUAUCGUCGUCUUGACGAUGAAUCAUCCCGAUGCUGCUGACUUCUUGCACACUCAUCCAUAUGUGUAGAUGAUAAUCAUUAGCAAUCCGUGAGAGGGCGAGGUGGUGUACCACUUCCCCCAUGGAUACAGCUAAAAGCGCCAAAGAGAGAUCUCGAAAGAAGAUGAAUGUAAUAAUUCAGAAUAUCAUCAGCUCGAGGGUGGGCCGUUUUGGUCCAAUCGUUUUAUUCGCUAAGACACAGACUGCUGCAGCACCGCACCAACCAACACCCCACCAACAAUCAAUGAGAAAGAAAGAGAGAGUUGAUACUGGGUACACGAAACGGUUUUUUGUAUGGAAGAACACGUGUGUACGCAAAUCUAUGUGCAAUAAUGGUUAUGAGCUUAGGUUUACCGUUAGAAUACUACCUGAAUAUUCCGUAGCAGUUUUCUAGCUCGGUUUUAGUAGAACACACACACAAAAAAACGGGAGGUUUCCCUUGUUACAAAUGUGUUAUCUUUUUCUUUUCGUUGCUGAAUAGCUAUACAAUCUGUCCAUAUUAGUGUAUAUGUUUUCUAUUUUAAGAAAAUUUUGACUACCGAUGAGAGCAAACACAUGUUUUAAGAACUGAUAUGAGACACAAAAAGAUUUGUAUUUAAAUUUGUACACUGCAAAGGUUUUCAGCUAGGUUAAAUAGUUUCACUAAUACAUACAAUUCAGCAAAAAAAAAAACAAUUUAAUCAAACAGAAAAAUCAUUUGUAUGUGCUGUGCACAAGGUACUGUAUGCAGAAGGAAAGGGUUUGAAGAUCGUUGCAAAACUGAAGGUGAACCAUAUUAAUAUACUUUAAGUUCUCUUACUCCCUACUUUUGUGGAAACAUAAAGUUGCCAAUAAAUCGAAGAUAACGUGUCGAAAUGUA
Molecule: messenger RNA, 6103 nt
Organism: Aedes albopictus (Asian tiger mosquito)
Lineage: Eukaryota; Metazoa; Arthropoda; Insecta; Diptera; Culicidae
Exons: 11
Coding region: 1571-4960 (1129 amino acids)
Biological process (GO): intracellular signal transduction; protein phosphorylation
Cellular component (GO): cytoplasm
Molecular function (GO): protein serine/threonine kinase activity; ATP binding
Source: RefSeq, a predicted model, not a curated record